This is a messenger RNA of Musa acuminata AAA Group (dessert banana), 1037 nucleotides long. RefSeq lists its product as uncharacterized. Gene Ontology annotation, molecular function: growth factor activity. Bases 198 to 770 code for a protein of 190 amino acids. Gene Ontology annotation, biological process: regulation of root meristem growth. The transcript has 5 exons. NCBI's taxonomy places the organism in Eukaryota, Viridiplantae, Streptophyta, Magnoliopsida, Zingiberales, Musaceae. The record is from RefSeq and is a predicted model, not a curated record.
CCAUGCUUUGAACUUUGCUCCACGGUUUGAGUGCUCCAAAGUACCAACUGGGACGAAGGCAUAUUUAAUUGUUAGGGACCAGUUUUCAAAAGCAUACUGUCUGAGUUAUAUCUGGGAAGGAUGGAUGUGUUUGGAAUCCUGGGUAGCUACUCUUCUUACAUCUCUAGAGUAAUCUCACCUUAGAGGUCUCUGUGGACAUGGGGUGCAUAAGCUUAAGGUUCCUUUUUCUUGUGCUUUUGAUCUGCUCGGUUACUCUUGCUGACUCUAUUGCAAGCGCUCGCAGUGUGGUUGAAGUACUGACGGAGAAGAAUGGUGGUGCAAUGGGUGUCGAUGAGGAAGUACUUCCUGGCAGCACGACAAGCAGGAGCAGAUGGCUGUGGGGAAGGAAGAUGAGCGCAGAAUGGUUGGAGAAGAAGGACACAGUGGAAACAGGACCGGCAAAGAUCUCCGAAGAGAAGAUACUUGGUUCAACAACAAAGAUGCAUGAUAAGGAUUCCAGAAGAAUUAGCAUACCUAAGCCAAGGCCAAAAACCACUGUCAAAAAGCAUACAAAAGGGAGUUCAGGUGAGGCAGUGAAGCCAAAGGCAACAGCACAAGCAGCCUCCCAUGGAUCAUCCCAUGACCCAUUCCAGAGAAUUCAACCUAAGAAACAACUGGAUGCAGUCACUGAAAUGUUCAACAUGCUGCACAAGGACUACCAAACCAAGGCUCGCCGCAGGCCUCCCAUCAACAAUGAUACUCCUUUGAAGCAUCUUGAUGCUAAGCCCUAGGCAGAAGAUGGCCUCUCUCUCUCUCUCUCUCUGCUGGCUUGGUACUGUAAAGGGCUUAGGUCAUAGUUGUUCUUUGAUCAGCACAUAAUAGAUAUUUGGAUAUAGGAGUGGUCAAUAAUGCCUACAAGCCUCUUCAGUCCUUCCUACCUGUUUGCUUCCAAGCACUGAUAGGUUUGGACAAUUUUGGCAGUAGAUGAGCUUGAGGCCUUGUUUCAAAUCUUCAACUGUAAUCUUGUACCACAAGAUGCUUUCAGAUGUGCUUUCUUA